GGGUGGCGGUAGGCUAAGGAGGAAGCACAGACCCACGACGCGCCUCUGCAUGACGGCCCGCCAUGGCUGAAGGAGGCCCGGACGCGGGCUCCGCGCCCCCCACCCUUUCUAUGUCCUCCCUGCCCCUGGCAGCGCUCAACGUGCGAGUGCGGCGCCGCCUGUCGCUCUUCCUAAACUUGCGGGCGCAUGUGGCGGCCGACUGGACCGCGCUGGCGGAGGAGAUGGGCUUCGAGUACUUGGAGAUCCGGCGGCUGGAGACGCAUGCCGACCCCACGGGCAGCCUGCUGGACGACUGGCAGGGACGACCCGGCGCCUCGGUGGGCCGCCUGCUCGAGCUGCUCGGCAAGCUGGGCCGCGACGACUUGCUGAUGGAACUGGGACCCAGCAUCGAGGAGGAUUGCCAAAAGUAUAUUCUGAAGCAGCAGCAGGAGGCAUCUGAGAAGCCUUUACAGGUGGACUCUGUAGACAGCAGCAUCCCUCGGACGAGAGAUCCGGCGGGCAUCACCAUUUGCGAUGACCCCCUGGGGCAAAUGCCUGAGCGUUUUGAUGCCUUCAUCUGCUACUGCCCCAGCGAUAUCCAGUUUGUACAGGAGAUGAUCCGGGAGCUGGAACAGACAAACCAUCGGCUGAAGUUGUGUGUGUCUGACCGCGACGUCCUGCCUGGCACCUGCGUCUGGUCCAUUGCCAGUGAACUCAUUGAAAAGAGAUGCCGUCGGAUGGUGGUGGUUGUCUCUGAUGAUUACUUGCAAAGCAAGGAAUGUGACUUCCAGACUAAGUUUGCACUCAGCCUCUCUCCAGGUGCCCAUCAGAAGCGACUGAUCCCCAUCAAGUACAAGUCAAUGAAGAAAGAGUUCCCCAGCAUCCUGCGGUUCAUCACUGUCUGCGACUACACCAACCCCUGCACCAAGUCCUGGUUCUGGACUCGCCUCGCCAAGGCCCUGUCCCUGCCCUGAAUGGCCCUGAGCCCCUGGGUGUGUGUGCAUCUGUCUGCCUGUACGUGUACUUCGACCCCUGCCUCCACCUGCAGUUGUACGGGGAAUCUGUGCUCCUCUGGCCUCUUGAUUCCUGGACAUGCCAACUCCACAGACACAGCUGCAGCCAUUGUCCAUAUCUGGACAUCACAUCUCAUGUCCUGCAUAGAACAUGUGGCUGCAAGUGGCAUGCCCACUUGCUGUUAUCAGCCAGGACAGUAAAAACCAGAGCGAGCUGGGACUAAGAGGAAGACCAGAAGAGCCAUCUCUGACCCAUCCACACAUCUUAGGCCUCAGUUUCUCCACCUGAGAACUAAGUAGGGUGAGGAGAACAGGCAGUAGCUGUGUUCAAAUGAUUGUGGGAAACGGUGAAGCACUGUUCUGAGUCUCCUGGGGACAGGAGACAGACCUUGGCUGAGAGAGAGCUAGCUGCCUGGUCAACGUGCUGGCCACUGCUGGGACCAUGGUACUGCUGGGGCAGCUGCUUCCACAGUGGCGCCUACGGAUGCUUUCCCACCUCACAUCCUACUUCCUCCUGCCCCGGGGGACAGAUGGGGAAGCAGCCUGGCCUAGCAUAGGGAGGUCCUACAUUGAGCCCGAUUCCCCAAGGGUCCACCUCUCAUCUGCCUCUUUGAUUCCUCCCAGCCUCUGUGCACCUUCCCUGUGAUAAGUCCCCAAGAGACUGCCCUGAGCGUCUGGGGCUGCUUUUCACUUCCACCUAUCGAGUGCCUGUGGUCCUGCUCUCAGCUCUGCCCUGCAUGAGAUGGGAUCCCGUCUUCUGGCAUCUCCAUCAAGUUUGGGUUCUGGAGCUAGGUCACCAUGGUGGUGCGAGCAGGAAGCCUUCCUCCCUGGGCCACCACAGAGAACUUUCCCACCAAUCUUCUGUACUUAAUUGCCUUACAAAGUUAUUUGCUGGGACUAGUUUACAAACAGGGACCACACAAGAGCCUCUUGCCCCAAAGCUUGUAGGCACAUGGACACAUACAAGCUUACACACAGAGACAUAUAUACGUGCACAGGCGCCCUCAUGCACACACAUACAGGCAUCUUCAUGCACACAUUUCCCUGGGUACAGCUGCCAGGAACAGCUGGGUGGGACAGUCCCACCACAGAGGGGGCCUAACCCUGGACUAAGAUGGGACAAUCUUGUAUUCUUUUUCUCUUUCCCUCUUCAUUGGAACCAGACUCUGGAAAGGACCCAUUAUGCCAGCAUUUAUGCCUUCAGUGAAGCACAGAGCAAGGAAAGAGCUGCUUGAACUCACAGAGCAAGUUAGCUGUGACAGCUGUUUUUCCCUCCUUGGGCGAUUUGUACGUUGGUUUCCCUUAAGCUCUCCUUCAAGGAGAAAAUGUCUUGGUCUCAAGGUCUCUGUGCCAGGAUAGGACCCAGGACCCUAAAUCUAAUAGCAAAUGUAUGCCUUCUCUGCUCCACUUCCAGCAAGGGCUGGGGCAAACCAAGUACCUUCCCUCAGGGUCUCAAGAGGGACUGGAGGCCCCUCUCUGCAUGAUCUUGAUGAAGUACUUAGCUACUAGGUACCUAUCCCCACUUUGAUACUGCGAAGUAUUUUAAAACUCUUUCAAGAAAGUAUCUUUCAGGGACUUCCCUGACAGUCAGUGGUUAAGACUUUGCCUUCCAGUGCAGGGGGUGUGGGUUCGAUCCCUGGCUGGGGAGCUAAGAUCCCACGUGCCUCAGGGCCAAAAAACCAAAACAUGAAACAGAAGCAAUAUUGUAACAAACUCAAUAAAGACAAAAAAAAAAAUUCACAACUUAAAAAAAAAUACAUCUUUCACACCUGUUUGUAUUCAUUGUGAGAAUUUCAAAGAGAGCUAAGAAAUGCCUCAGUUUGUAAUUUCCCCUUCUGUAUCCUAGGUUUAUAAUAAAGAGUUCUCUACUUUGGGA
This is a messenger RNA of Mesoplodon densirostris (Blainville's beaked whale), 2868 nucleotides long. RefSeq names its product MYD88 innate immune signal transduction adaptor (gene MYD88). NCBI's taxonomy places the organism in Eukaryota, Metazoa, Chordata, Mammalia, Artiodactyla, Ziphiidae. Gene Ontology annotation, molecular function: Toll-like receptor binding; TIR domain binding. Gene Ontology annotation, cellular component: plasma membrane. Bases 63 to 953 code for a protein of 296 amino acids. The transcript has 5 exons. The record is from RefSeq and is a predicted model, not a curated record. Gene Ontology annotation, biological process: defense response to Gram-positive bacterium; innate immune response; MyD88-dependent toll-like receptor signaling pathway.